Messenger RNA from Manis javanica (Malayan pangolin), 4267 nucleotides. Lineage: Eukaryota; Metazoa; Chordata; Mammalia; Pholidota; Manidae. The record is from RefSeq and is a predicted model, not a curated record.
GAGGCAGCCCUGCCGCAGAGCUUGACUUUGACGGUUGCACGCCGUUGGCGGUGGAACGGCUGCCAGAGUAUCGCGCGCUCCCCGCGGGCCUACAGCGGCGCAGCGCUCCUCCCGCCCCGCCCACUCGGGCGGGUGCGGGAUCCUGGGUUGAUCCAGGCCGGGUUUUGCGGCGGACUGCCCGCGUGCAGGUCUUGCAUCUAGCGCUCUUCGCAGUGGUCCGCUGCGGGAGACCAUGGAGCUGGACGAACUGUGGGCCGCGCUCUCUGGCACCUCCGGGGCUGCCUUGGUCGGCUGCUUGGUGGUGGCGGCCGUGGCUCUGCGCUGGUCCGGUCGCCGGCCGGCGCGCAGAGCGGUCGCCCGGGCACACCAGAAGCAGCACGCGGCCCUAGAGACCAUGGACAAGGCGGCGCAGCACUUCCGGCUCCAGAACCCUGACCUGGACUCGGAGGCGCUGCUGGCCCUGCCCCUGUCUCAACUGGUGCAGAAAAUACGCCAGGGGGAGCUGUCCCCCGAAGCUGUGCUCUUAACCUACGUGGGAAAGGCAUGGGAGGUGAACAAAAGAACCAACUGUGUGACCACCUACCUGGCCGACUGUGAGACUCAGCUGUCCCAGGCACCCAGACAGGGCCUGCUCUACGGUGUCCCUGUGAGCCUUAAGGAGUGCUUCAGCUACAAGGGUCAAGAUUCAACACUGGGCUUGAGCCAGAACCAAGGGAUACCAGCAGAAUGUGACAGCGUGGUGGUGCAGGUGCUGAAGCUGCAGGGUGCUGUGCCCUUCGUGCACACCAACAUCCCCCAGUCCAUGUUCAGCUAUGACUGCAGUAACCCACUCUUUGGCCAGACCGUGAACCCAUGGAAGUCCUCCAAGAGUCCAGGUGGCUCCUCAGGGGGCGAGGGGGCCCUCAUUGGGGCUGGAGGCUCCCCCCUGGGCUUAGGCUCCGACAUCGGAGGCAGCAUCCGCUUUCCCUCCGCCUUCUGUGGCAUCUGUGGCCUCAAGCCAACGGGGAACCGCCUCAGCAAGAGUGGCCUGAAGGGUUGUGUCCCUGGACAGGUGGCAGUACAGCUCUCAGUUGGCCCCAUGGCCCGGGACGUGGAGAGCUUGGCACUGUGCCUGCGAGCGCUGCUGUGUGAGGACAUGUUCCGCUUAGACCCCACUGUGCCCCCACUGCCCUUCAAUGAGGAGGUCUACACAAGCUCUCAACCCCUGCGUGUGGGGUAUUAUGAGACUGACAACUAUACCAUGCCCACCCCAGCCAUGAAGCGGGCCCUGCUGGAGACCAAGAAGAGCUUAGAGGCCACUGGCCAUACGCUGGUUCCCUUCCUGCCAUGCAACAUAUCCCAUGCUGUGGAGAUCCUGUCAGUAGGUGGGCUGUUCAGCGAUGGUGGUCACAGCCUCCUACAGAACGUCAAAGGUGAUUUCAUGGACCCCUGCUUGGGGGACCUGGUCUCAGUUUUGAAGCUGCCCUGGUGGUUUAAACGACUGCUGGCUUUCCUGCUGAAGCCUCUGCUCCCAAGGUUGGCAGCCUUUCUCACCAGCAUAAAGCCUCGGUCAGCCGGAAAGCUCUGGGAACUGCAGCAUGAAAUUGAGCUGUACCGCAACUCCGUGAUCGCCCAGUGGAGAGCACUGGACCUGGAUGUGCUGCUCACCCCCAUGCUGGGCCCUGCUUUGGACCUGAACGCCCCAGGCAGGGCCACAGGGGCUGUCAGCUACACUGUGCUCUACAACUGCCUGGACUUCCCAGCUGGGGUGGUACCUGUCACCACAGUGACUGCCGAGGACGAGGCCCAGAUGGAACAUUACAGGGGCUACUUUGGGGAUAUGUGGGACAAGGUGCUGCAGAAGGCCAUGAGGAAUAGCGUGGGGCUGCCCGUGGCUGUGCAGUGCGUGGCCCUGCCCUGGCAGGAAGAGUUGUGUCUGCGGUUCAUGCGGGAGGUGGAGCGACUGAUGACCUCUGAGAAACAGUCAUCCUGACUGCUGCCUGGCUCCGGAGGACCUAAGACCCACUUGUCAGGGCACAGCUGCCACCUGGAGAGGAAAUGUUCAGCCCAGAGCAGAGGCUUCCAUGUCCCCCUCCCCUGGCCUCCUCUAAGAACUGCAGACCCCUAGAAUCUGGACCUUACUCCCCGCUCUCCCCUCUCUGCCCUGACCCUCCAUGUGGCAGCCAGUGGGUGUGGCAUGGGCAAAGGCCCACUAACAGCCAAGAAAGUUUCCUAGUCUGUAUACUUUCUAGCUGUCCUUGGUGGGCCCAGGCUGGGAGUUGGAGACUUGACCUUCUAAAGCCCGACUUCAGCCAUGUCAGCCUCUUGCUCUGAAGCUCCCCUGGUUCCCAUCACCCACAGGAUGCAGUCCCAGCUAGGCUCUGCAGCCCCAGCUCUCCCCUCCCAGUCCCCUCACCAAGACUAGCCCCUACUUAGCUGGACGUUGCCCUUUCUCUUCCUUCCUUUGCUCUUCCCUCUGUCGGGGAUGCCCUUUCUGCCACCCUCCCAUUAAAUCUUUUGAGGCCCAGCUCAGAUCCCUCUCUCCAGAAAGCCUUCCCUCCUUCCUUUGAGCCCCCAAGUAGGUGGGCUGUUGCCUCCCAGUCUGCCCUGCGGUGACUUUGCGUCCCUUAGCACACUGGGUGUCCUUGACAGCAGGGAUGUGUUGCCACAUCUUUAUCUUCAGUGGCCAGCACAGGGCUGGGCACAGGGCAGCAGGGAGUCUGGAGUGCUGGACCUGAGCUAGGGCUGCUGGGGAGAGGAGCCCACAGGCCUGGGGAGGCAUGCCCGGUAGAGAGGCUAUCUGUUAGAGAGUGCUCAAAGGUCCAGAUUGUUCUGGCCAAGUCUAGAAGGGUCCCAGAGGCAGAGAUAGGCAAUGAAAACAUCCCAGGGAAAAGGAACCAUACUCCUUAAGACCAGGAUGAACGGUAGAUGGAGGUCUUGAAUGGACACAGGAGAAGCAGCAGACGUGUAGGUGGGGCCAGUUCAGGAACCUGGGUCCUCUCAAGGGCAAUGAGGAUCUCUUGAAGGAUCACAAAGGUACAGCAAGGAGAGUAGACUAGAGGCAUAGAGCCUAGAGAGGGAUAAAGGGGCUGCUCCAUAAUCCUAAUCUAGGGAAGGGGGCCUGAGACGUGAGCUAAGGCAGUGGCCCAUGGGUAGGGAGAGGGAGGUUUGGGGGCUGACAGUUGGAAUGGAAGUGAGCUGCUCAGUUCAGAGUCCCACCUCUACCCUCUUGAGUCUGCCAGCUCACCUCUUACUGGGUUGUGUUGCCUGGCGCAGGGAAGGGUGGCUAGUCUGUGGCAGGCUCUAAGGCUUCUUGGCUCUGCUUAGCUGAGCCCCGAGCUCCCACCCUGGCCCCAGUCCCAACCCCUUUGCUUGCUGUGCAGCAUAUUCCUGAGCCGGAGCCCUUGGCCAGGGCAGGACCAUGGCUUCACUGGGCCUACUCAGGUUCUUUCCAGGGAAAGCUGCCUUCCCUAGGCUUUUCUCCACCCUCACGUACAUGUCUUCCUCAGAGGCUUUCUCUAGGUUGGGUGCCGCACAGAACCUGUGCUUUCCACUGAUGGUGUCCCUGCCUUGGUGGAGUCAGUCUCAGGGCAGACAUGAGGCCACACACCUCAUGGCUGGCUACAGGGCCCAACCCACAGGAACACCUACACUGGGGUUACCAGGUAGUUACUGGACAUUGCCCCAAUUCUUGGUAACUGUGGUGUUAUUUUGCCCCUUACUGUUCCAUAAACCACCUGUUAUCUGCCCCAGCCACCGGCUCCCCCUCCAUUUCUCCUGUUGGUUACAGAUACCCUUGUGCUUCGAGACUUGGGGCUGCAGAGUGAGGGCACACUCCUUCAUUCCUUCCCUGGCUCACUGACUAGCCCUUGGGGCCCCAGCCUGGCCACACCCAGCGCUGUGCUGAGCAGUGCCAGAGCCCAGCCAAGCCUGGCCCCCAUCCUGAGGCUCCUGGGCUUGAUGGGGUGGUGGACCCUGACACACACAUCUGCUGCCCAGGUGUGUAGGCACAGGACCCAGGUGCUGCUGAGGCAGGAGCGGGCAGCAGGCACUGCAGCAAGUGAGUGUCCGCUGCAUUCCAUCACCACCACACUCCAGGCCAAGCACCUGCCUUGCAUCUGGACACCGCAGGAACCUCCCUGGGCCCCCUGCUUCCACCCUCACCUGUCCUCUGGUCCAUUUUCUAUACAGUAGCCAGAGUGAUUCUUUAAACCAGUCACUUCUCUCCUAAGACCUUCCAAUGGCUUCCCAUCCCAUCAAAAAUAAAACGCAGUCUCCUUGUGGCUUA